AUGGCGGCCAACAUCCCCAUAUUCACCCUGAACAAUGGCCUCAAGAUUCCCAGCGUUGGAAUGGGGUGCUGGACCAACUACUCCAGUCACAAGUCUGUAUACAACAUGUGCAAGACUGCACUAAAGGUCGGGUACAGGCACUUUGACACAGCCGAGAUGUACGGCAACGAAGCAGCCGUAGGUCAGGCAGUCCGUGACUCGGGCAUCCCACGCCAGGAAAUCUUCGUCACCACCAAACUCAACAACGACGGGCACCACCGCGUGCGCAAGGCGUUCGAAGAGUCCCUCGCGGAGCUCAACAUCGGCUAUGUCGACCUAUACCUCAUGCACUGGCCGCAGGCGUCCAGAGGAGGGUUAUUUUCCGCGGAGCAGAACGCGACUUUCGUGGAGACGUGGAAGGAGAUGGAGAAGUUGCUGGACACAGGGAAAUGUAAAGCUAUCGGUGUCUCCAACUUCUCCAUCAAGACUCUUUCGGAGCUCUUGCCGCACGUGAAGGUCGUGCCUGCUGUUAACCAGGUUGAGAUGCACCCCUGCCUCCCGCAAGAAGAGCUUCUGCAAUUCUGCAAACAAAAAGGGAUCGUCAUGCAAGCCUACUCUCCCCUAGGCCAAGGCGACCACCGCUUCAUGCCCUACCUCGAGCCCAUUGCGCAAAAGUAUACAAAAUCCCUCGGGAAACAAGUCAGCACCGCGCAGAUCGCGCUGAGCUGGCUCGUGCAGCGUGGGGUCGUCGUGCUGCCGAAGAGCGAGAACGAGGGCAGGAUGAAGGCGAACAUCGACCUGAUCGAACUGCACGACGAGGACAUGGCGGCCGUGUCGGCGAUCCACAAGAAGCCAGGGAUGCACCGCAGCCUGUGCGGGUACCACUCGAGCGACGGGUCCGUGUUUGGGUGGUCGUACGAGAAGCUCGGGUGGAAUUUCAAGAAGGGGGGCGUCAUUUCGUGA
Gloeophyllum trabeum ATCC 11539 is the source of this 942-nucleotide messenger RNA. RefSeq names its product aldo/keto reductase. Gene Ontology annotation, cellular component: cytosol. The record is from RefSeq and is a predicted model, not a curated record. Gene Ontology annotation, molecular function: aldose reductase (NADPH) activity. Bases 1 to 942 code for a protein of 313 amino acids. Lineage: Eukaryota; Fungi; Basidiomycota; Agaricomycetes; Gloeophyllales; Gloeophyllaceae. The transcript is spliced from 11 exons.